Molecule: messenger RNA, 1096 nt
Organism: Cydia pomonella (codling moth)
Lineage: Eukaryota; Metazoa; Arthropoda; Insecta; Lepidoptera; Tortricidae
Exons: 3
Coding region: 303-836 (177 amino acids)
Source: RefSeq, a predicted model, not a curated record
GGUUCGAGUACACUUUGUUCCCCGUCGCGGUAGGGCGACCAGCGGUGCAGAACUUGCUGCGCUACGGUCUUCAACGCGCUGCGAGUAUCCGAACGUGAGCGGGGCAACGACCGCUGCCGUCCUCAACCGUCAGAACUGUCAGCGGCGCAUGGUUUUGUUUGUGAUUGAAAUUUUUCGCGGCGUUUCAUAGGCGGGCGUUUAACAUGUAAAUUGUGUAAAUUUUGUUAAGUUUAUAGUUGGAUAAGCUGGAAGAUUGUAGUACGAGUGCUUUAUACAAAUUUGUAAAUAUAUAUAGGUGCGAAAUGGCUCAGUUGAAAGAACUAAAAGCCAAUCGUGGCUACUUCAAAGGCGCCAUCAGUCGCAUUGAAACAUUUUGCACCUCGGAUGAUUUUUCAACAUCAUCAGUUGAAGUGCUCACUCAAAAAAAAGAGAGAUUAAUUAAGGCCUUCGGCGACUACGAGUCUUGUAAUCGGGCUAUCUUAGCUACAGAGCCAGACGAUAGCGAAUCUUACGAAGCAUACGAGAUUAAGUAUGAUUUAUGCCUAGCGAUGAUUAAUACGCGUUUAAAACCUGUGACACAGACUAUUAGCUAUGGCACUGCAUCUUCCGAGCUAGAAUCAGAAAAAAGAGCAAUCGCAUUGGAAGCCACAACAACAGAGGAGCCUAAGAAGCCGUUGAGAUCUGCUGUGAGUGCAGCAGCUGCUACUGGAGUUUCAUGCGUUCCAGUAUGUGUGCCGACAGCUCACACCUGUGGGUCCGUAUUUGGUGAAGACAAGAUUUGGUCAUAUAGUGGGCGGGAGGCUGCCCUUCCCUGCAGGCAAGAAGUCGAUAAGUAACUAUUGUGUUACAUCUAAAGGUAAUCCUUUUGAUUUUAAUGUAGUGGAGGAUGAUUUACAACCACCCUUCCCAUGUGUCAAACAAGGUGAUGAUUCUCAACCUUCUGAAAACAUUGUUGAUAUAAUGUCUAAGUUUUGGGAGUGUGAAAAGGUACCUGAUAUUAUUAAGGAAACAGGUACAGAGGCUGAGCAGGCUGAACAGAUUUUUCAAGAGUCUGUCCAAUUAGAAGAUGAAAGAUUCACAGUAGCCUUGCCUGUGA